Cylicostephanus goldi is the source of this 861-nucleotide messenger RNA. Lineage: Eukaryota; Metazoa; Nematoda; Chromadorea; Rhabditida; Strongylidae. The record is from the annotation of a GenBank genome assembly.
GCACUAACUGAGCCGGUCGGUCCUGACAAGAACACCGAAACACUCGCAUCCACUCUAACAUGCUUGAGCCAACUAAUGAUACCCACUUGCUUCAAUGAGGAAAACAUAGAAAGUGCCGGAACUUCCGCAGGACUUCCACUUGUGCCGGCGAUACCUGCUGUCGAUGUUGCAUCGUUGACCUAUGAUGGUUUGUUCGACACUUUGGCAUCGCUCCAAAAAACUUUUGGAGCGGACGAGUUGACCUCUUUUGUCGUGGUGAUACAGCUGUUGAAAGCAUCUGCAAAGAAUGAUGAAGAGAGAGUGAUUGUCGAUACGGUAGCAUCUGGAUUGGAGCGCAUUUACAGUCUGAAUUUCGAGACUGAUCGAAGUGAACGCACAAAGAAGUUGAUUUCCGAAAAGAUGAAGCUGAAACGAUUGUUUGAGACGUCUGAACAACGCGAACAUCGUCUACAACGAAUGAAAGAACGAUAUCGACAGCAAAGGGAUUCAUCGAGCGGUAGUAAACCGGACAGACGUCGGAGAGAAUAUCGCAGCGAAACGGCAUCCCCAGCCGACCCGGAUGAUUUGGCUGCUCAAGCGAAAGAAGAGCGAUUAAGAAGAUUGCGUGACUAUCAAAGGAAACGACUGCUGAACGAGAAACCCGAGCAACGGGCACGACGACUGGCAAAAAUGCGCGAAAAUCAAAAGUUACGUCGCGCGCGACAAAUGGCAAGUCGUAAUGUCGUCACGGCAGCCAGUAUGGACUUCGUCCGUUCACUGGCUCCGGACUACGAAAUUCCAGAAGCAGGAGAUCUGGCCGGUCUCGUUGACGCCGAACAGCAGCAGCAACAGCCCGAAGAAGAACAGCAGCAGCAGCAGUAA